Messenger RNA from Colletotrichum abscissum, 1431 nucleotides. RefSeq lists its product as uncharacterized. The coding region runs from base 1 to 1431 and encodes 476 amino acids. Gene Ontology annotation, biological process: CENP-A containing chromatin assembly; chromosome segregation. The record is from RefSeq and is a predicted model, not a curated record. NCBI's taxonomy places the organism in Eukaryota, Fungi, Ascomycota, Sordariomycetes, Glomerellales, Glomerellaceae. The transcript has a single exon.
AUGGCACGAUUCUCAAUCCCAACUACAGGACGCUUGUCGUCAACAGUACGACUACCGCCCAGCAACUCUUCCGUUCAAAAAGCUCUUGGCCGCUUAUCGCGUUCAUCCUUGCUGUCUCUGGUCCUCGAAUGGCUCAGUGAUGAGAAUGUACCACUAUGCGCGCCUAUACUAGACGAAGAGGAUAAUGAUGACGGUCUCUACCCCCCGGCAUCAUCGGUAGAAGAGCUACGGACCAUCUAUGCGGACCUACAGUUCAGGAAAGGGUCCAAACGAGAGAUCAUUGAUCGCAUCACCGACGGCGAUUGGAGUCAUGGCCUAACCCUAUACCAAAUGGCGCUGGCAGAUGCCCAAUACCUUCAAGACCACCCCACCUCGCAGAAAUGGAAUGCCUAUCGUAUCAUGCCUCUCAAAGAGGCUUCAUACGUGGAUGAUGAAGAGCAGGCCCCAGAAGUCGACACUGCGUCUUUGACCCUUCCCCGGUUUCACCCAUCCACGUUCAUCCAAAACCUUCAGUCACACGUAUUGCCCGACGUCAAAGCUCAUUUUCAUUUUCAUCGACCCGAGGGGCUUACCCUCUCCGUCUUGCGCAUCUUCAUGGUCGAGUCUCCUUACAGCACGAGCAUGACUCAACUCGGAACUGGUCUCACGCAAUCCGACUCGGAUCUCGACAGCUCACGGACGUUAUACAUCGCCUUUCCAGAUGCCUCGCCGUUCGUCUAUUUGUCCAAAUCUCAGACAGUCGGGUCUUUGGGAGCAAGCGAAUCUAAAAGCUUCCGCAACCUGGUUGUCGAAGGAAUACCGAAGGCGCUUUCUCGACCGCGGGAACGAUACACACUGAAACCAACAAACAUUACAACCAAGAACCUCGAUGCGCUGUUGCAAUCCAGAGGCGUUGGCCGAACGAAUGCGGCAGGUGGCGGUUGGGAUAUCUAUGCCGACAAGAAGAAGAAUGAGUCACCGCUUGACACCAUCUUACCAACACCGCCUUUGUCGGAAGAUUCGGCGGAUGACACCUCGGCUUCGGCGGCAAAGAGGGACUCCAAACGGAAAGCUGGCGCCGCUGAGACAGACGAAAAGUUUUACAAGAGAGCUCGUCUAUGUGCCCAGGCCAGAUUCGGCGAUACAGCCAAAAUCGACGAUGGACUGGGUAUCGAGCGAGUAGACAUUGUCAUGGAGGAUCCUUUUCCUAACAACAGCUCUCGAGCUGAGUCAGGUGCUGAAGAUCGGCCCCGAACACAGUCGUCAACUUGGGCCCCCAACGUCAAGCUGAUAUUGCACGGAUCACAUGUAUUCGCGGGCAUACGGCAGCUUGUGGAGAACGGCAUCAUAGAUGGAGAGCGAGUGCCGGGAUGGUUGACUGGGGAAGAAGGUGUCACAGUAGGGGCCGUACGGCAUGGCCGGAUCAGGGGCCAUAAAGGGUCUGGCAUAUGA